AUGGUUUUGACUGAUAGCCGACCGGCCAACAUCUACUCGGGUCCCGACCAGGUUUCGAUCUACAAUGAAGGGUUCAUCCAGCUCGUCUCGGCUCAGCACCCGCGCAUGAUGGCCACGAGGAAGACUGUCGACAUCGAUGACAUUGCUUUGUCUGUGUUGAGAAACGGCUUGUUGGAAGAAUGUUAUUUCGUCGGACAGUUCAUCCCCAUCGCAGGCGAUAGUGGGAACAUCGAAGGUGUCUAUAAUACAUCCUUCGAAUCGACCAGCAGUGUACUACAUGCACGACAGCGUCGAGCUGUCGAACGAAUUGCUUCGAUACCAAGAGACGCUUUGAAAUGCAAUCCUCGAGACAUCCCAAUGGCCAUGUUGUAUUCCUACGACAAGAUCGAAAGCCUAGGGCGCAACAACCUCCAUCUAUGUGGCACCGUAGGGAUCCCAGAUGGACAUUCCUGUGCGCCAAAACGGGCGCAUCUGACGGGUACAGACAUUGGAAUAAUUCCAUACCUUCGUGAAGCCUUGGACUCUGGAGCGCCAGUCUUGAUUGCUUGUGACCAAACCGACGUGGCCUCCGGUAUCACCAUGUUCGAAGGCAUUGAUUGGGUCGGCCACGGAUUACCACUUCCAAGAGUUCUUGUCCUUGCAUUGCGUAGUGGCAAGAGGAGGCUUGGUUUCUAUGUGCAGGGUAUCAAUCCUCGUAGGCCGUACGACCAAAGCGUGGAGAUGGCAAUCGUGGACCAUGCCCGCCAAAACGAAGCCAGAUGGGCAGCCAGUAUCUCAAAGGAGGAGGCUCGGCAGCGCGAGGGGACGCUUGAGCUCAUUGAUGAAGGAGAUCGGGAGCGAGCAUUCGCCGAUUUUCAGAAAUUGUCUGAAGGUCAGCCUACACUUUCGAACGAGUUGCGACUGAUUAGGCGUUGGUCGCCACCAGCGGAAGAGCUUCACGACGGUGAGGAUCCGAGUAAUAUUUCUGCAUGGAUCCUGACGACCAGUAUCGCGCUGUACGAGGAUGGAAAGAUGAAGUUCUUGCUUGGUUGUGUUAUGGACAUCAGUCGGCAAAAGUUUGCUGAAUCGGUGCAGGCUCGCAAUGCAGCGGCGGCAACGCAAGCUAGGCGGCGUCAAGAAGAGUUCAUCGAUACGACAAGUCACGAAAUGCGAAAUCCGCUCUCUGCCAUUACACAGCUUGCCGAUGGCAUUGCUCGGAGCCUAGACGAGUCACCGGAUAUGCAGCAUAACGAGCUCAACUACAAGGCGAUCGCACUAGAUAAUGUCGCUUCCGCUAAAAUCCUACUAGCGUGUGGAGGUCAUCAGAAGCGAGUGCAAGCACGAUUCUCAACCAUGCAUCUGAAUGAUAGACGAAGCGACGCUCAGGACGUACCCUUCAGAAUAAGGGAGUCUGCAGAGGAGCUGAAUGUGCACGAAUCCGACCCCUUACUGGCACCUCAGACGACGGUGACGAGGUAG
This is a messenger RNA of Recurvomyces mirabilis, 1458 nucleotides long. RefSeq lists its product as uncharacterized. The coding region runs from base 1 to 1458 and encodes 485 amino acids. The record is from RefSeq and is a predicted model, not a curated record. Gene Ontology annotation, biological process: signal transduction. NCBI's taxonomy places the organism in Eukaryota, Fungi, Ascomycota, Dothideomycetes, Mycosphaerellales, Teratosphaeriaceae. Gene Ontology annotation, molecular function: phosphorelay sensor kinase activity. The transcript is spliced from 8 exons.